AUGCCUUGUGUCAACAUCGAAAUCAUUACCUGCCUCACUCAUCCGAUUCAAUCCGAUUCCAUCAUCAUCACAUUUUCACCAUCACCACCCAUCAAAAACAGGUUGGUCGGUUCCCCAACUGCUUCCACCAUUGUCAGCACCAGCAUUGUCACCAUCCUCACCACCGUCCCAACUGCUUCCACCAUUGUCACCAUCAUUGGACUGGUCAUGAUGGCUUUGUUGUGCGUCGAAAGCCUGGUUCCGGAAUGCGUUGAUCGAAGGAGCCUGGUGACGUUGGACACAGAAGUCACGAAUCCUUCUGGCUUUGGUGUUCCACCGACUGCAGUGCGUCCACCCGGCACGAUGCAUCUGACACUCGGUGUUAUGAGCCUCAAGGACGAGGGCGUUGAGCAGGCCAGCGAGGUGUUGAAGAGUUUGAAGUUGAAGGAGUACCUUGCAAGUGCUAGACCUAAGAUCCACUACGUUCUGUUUCUCGGCUGGCAGUUGCUUAGUGACGAUGCGGUUGUGAUUUUUGGCCAGCGGUAUAAAACCCCCGGCUGA
This is a messenger RNA of Fusarium fujikuroi IMI 58289, 540 nucleotides long. RefSeq lists its product as uncharacterized. The transcript has a single exon. The record is from RefSeq and is a predicted model, not a curated record. The coding region runs from base 1 to 540 and encodes 179 amino acids. Lineage: Eukaryota; Fungi; Ascomycota; Sordariomycetes; Hypocreales; Nectriaceae.